Messenger RNA from Dufourea novaeangliae, 1557 nucleotides. Its product is annotated as nuclear receptor subfamily 2 group E member 1-like. The record is from RefSeq and is a predicted model, not a curated record. The transcript is spliced from 10 exons. The coding region runs from base 1 to 1557 and encodes 518 amino acids. Gene Ontology annotation, molecular function: nuclear receptor activity; zinc ion binding; RNA polymerase II cis-regulatory region sequence-specific DNA binding. NCBI's taxonomy places the organism in Eukaryota, Metazoa, Arthropoda, Insecta, Hymenoptera, Halictidae. Gene Ontology annotation, biological process: anatomical structure development; cell differentiation; regulation of transcription by RNA polymerase II.
AUGGGCUACACGUACUCGCGGCCGUUUAGGAGGCUCACGUACGUGUGCGAGGCGUCGCCCACACCCCCCGGCGAUCCACCCCCGUUGUUGGGGUGGCACGUCGAGCGUGUUGAAGAACGACCCCGUGAUUCCGCGCGUAGUAUGGCCACGCUACGCCGAGGCUCGAAGCCACCCCGUCACGGAGAACGCUUCGGGACUUCGCGCGACUCCCUCGGCGUCGUAUCGGAACGACCACCGAACCGACUGUCCGUCUGGGGAUGCUCGACUUUUGAUCAGCCGCGAAGGAUGGGCGCAGGAGACAGAUUACUCGACAUACUGUGUACUGUAUGUGGUGAUCGUAGCUCCGGAAAACACUACGGCACCUACAGUUGCGACGGUUGUUCAGGAUUUUUCAAGAGAAGCAUCCACGAAAAUCGAAAAUACGUCUGCAAGGAGCAGGGUGCUCUGAAAGGGCGCUGUCCCAUCAAUAAGAAACUGAGGAACCAAUGCCGAGCUUGUCGUCUUGCUAUGUGUUUCAAAGCUAAAAUGAAUAGAGACGCAGUACAACAUGUACGUGGUCCGAGAAAGCCGAAACCUCACUCGAUGAUUUCGGAGAAACAACAGUCGCCGAUUGAUAGCAGUGAUAGAUUGAGGACUGGUCCCGGUUCCGGUUACGUCUUAUUACCUUCCAGAAGGUUAAGGUGCGACCAAAGGAUCAUGUCUUACCCAAGGCCGGUUGGGCUGGUCCAGAAACCACCGGAGGACUCUCAGUCCCCUGUACCACUGGCUCUUUCGCAUUCUCCUUCGACCACGACCCUCUAUUCGGCGCCCCCGAGCGUCACCCUGCCGCCGCAACCACUUCUUCAAAUACUAAUGUCCGCGGAGAAGUGUCAGGAACUCGCAUGGAAUGCACGGCCACACCCGGAAUCAGAAUAUUCUUUGGAACAAACGGAAGCCAGUCUCAAUUCAACGGGGACUUUACAAACCCUUACACCUAUUCGAGAAUCACUACAGGAGACUACCGCUCGUCUACUAUUUAUGGCAGUGAGAUGGUUUCGUUCUCUACCACCUAUCCAGACACUUUCGGAAAACGAUCAGUUGGUAUUACUAGAAGGUUCUUGGACGCAACUUUUUCUCCUUCACCUGGCGCAAUGGUUUAUGCCCUGCAAUAUUACCGAGUUACUGGCGGACGAGCAAAUACGAGAAAGAUUAUCGAAAGACAAGGCUGCAACGAAUCAAGAUUUAAUUACAAUCCAGUCUAUAAUACGCCGCUUCAGACAACUUGCGCCCGAUGUCGGUGAAUGCGGAUGCAUGAAGGCAGUAGCACUAUUUACUCCAGAACUGGAAGGUCUCCAAGCGGUCGAAUCGAUCAGAAUGUUACAAGAUCAGGCUCAAUGCAUUCUGGGAGAUUACACAUCGUCUCGGUAUCUACAGCAACCUGGCAGAACCGGGACCCUAAUGUAUCUGGUCGGCUACCUGAAAUCAGUCAGCUCGAAGACAGUCGAGCGUUUGUUCUUCCACGAGACCAUAGGCGAAAUUCCCAUUUCACGUUUGUUGGUCAACAUGUUGCAGAUGUAA